Molecule: messenger RNA, 1845 nt
Organism: Caenorhabditis sp. 36 PRJEB53466
Lineage: Eukaryota; Metazoa; Nematoda; Chromadorea; Rhabditida; Rhabditidae
Source: the annotation of a GenBank genome assembly
AUGGGCAUCGCCGUCGUCGAAACUGCCACGAAACCGUUCGCCGGUCAGAAGCCGGGAACUUCGGGGCUCCGCAAGCGGGUUCCCGAGUUCCAGCAGCAGAAUUACACUGAAAAUUUUGUGCAGGCCAUUCUUGACGCCGGUCUCGGCGCGAAAAAGAAGGGCGCUCAGUUGGUGGUCGGUGGAGAUGGCCGUUUCCUUUCCAUGGAGGCAACGAAUGUUAUUAUCAAGAUUGCCGCCGCCAACGGGGUAAGAUUUAGAUGUUCUCGAACUUUCCAACCUCUAAUUUCAGAUCGGCCGCCUCAUCGUCGGACAAAACGGUUUCCUCUCGACGCCGGCUGUCUCCAAUCUCAUCCGAAAGGGCCACGAUGGCAAUAUCGUCGACGGAGGAAUAAUUCUCACUGCCAGCCACAAUCCCGGAGGUCCGAAGGGAGAUUUCGGCAUAAAAUUUAACUGCGAGAACGGUGGACCAGCUCCCGAUCAUGUUACCGACGCGAUUUACGCGAUUACGACAAAGAUUGACAAGUAUUUGAUCGCGAAGGAUUUAAACUGUGAUUUCACUCAAGUUGGAAGGUAUGUCGGGAGGGAAAAUGUAGUUUUUGGAUGACUGUUUGGUUUUCAGGUACGAGUAUGACAUUGACGGCGUCGGGCACUUUAUCGUCGACGUCAUCGACUCGGUCGCCGAGUACGUGAAUCUGAUGCAACUCAUCUUCGACUUCUCUAAAAUCAAAUCGCUGCUCUCUGGCGAUCUCACGGGCGGCCGCAAGUUUCGAGUUCUUCUCGAUUCGAUGCACGGCGCCACCGGACCGUACGUCUCCACGAUUCUUGUCGAUUUGCUCGGCGCCGACGCCUCCGACCUUCUGCGAACUGUGCCGAAGCCAGAUUUCGGCGGAGGUCAUCCUGACCCGAAUCUCACCUACGCAAAGGCCCUCGUCGAUCGUCUGAACACUGGAGAGCACGACUUGGGAGCCGCUUUCGACGGAGACGGCGACCGUAACAUGAUUCUAGGAAAGAACGGAUUCUUCGUGACGCCCAGUGAUUCGUUGGCUGUGAUCGCCGACAAUAUCGACACGAUUCCCUACUUCCGCAGCCGAAAAGUUCAAGGAUUCGCCAGAUCGAUGCCAACCGCCGGAGCCGUCGACUUGGUCGCCAAGGCGAAGGGACUGCAAGUGUACGAGACCCCGACCGGCUGGAAAUACUUUGGAAAUCUAAUGGACGCCGGCCGCAUCGCCAUCUGCGGAGAGGAAUCGUUCGGCACGGGGUCCGAUCACAUUCGCGAGAAGGACGGCGUCUGGGCACUCCUCGCAUGGCUCCAAAUUCUUGCCGAACGCCGUGAAUCGGUGGAGCAGAUUGUGACAAAGCACUGGCAAAAGUACGGAAGAAAUGUAUUCACGCGAUACGAUUACGAGAACGUCGACGCUGCCGGAGCCAAUCUUCUGAUGACGUUCCUCGAGGCGCAGCUGCCCGCUUUCGUCGGCAGAGACUUUUCGGCGAACGGAGUCACUUACAAGGUACGGGAAUGAAGAAUCAUCUUUUCAUCUCUUAUCUUUGCAGGUCGCCGUCGCUGACAACUUCCAGUACACGGAUCCAGUGGACGGCUCCGUCGCCACCAAACAAGGGCUACGAAUUGUAUUCGAAGACGGCUCCCGCCUCGUGUUCCGUCUCUCGGGGACCGGAUCCGCUGGCGCCACCAUCCGCCUUUAUGUCGACUCUUACAUCCCGUCGGCCGACACUUCUCGCCUCCUCCUGCCCGCCCACGAACUGCUCAAACCGCUCGUGCUCAUCGCCCUUGACGUGUGCAAAAUGGAGCAAUUCACCAACCGCAAAGCUCCCACUGUCAUCACCUAA